Camellia sinensis is the source of this 789-nucleotide messenger RNA. NCBI's taxonomy places the organism in Eukaryota, Viridiplantae, Streptophyta, Magnoliopsida, Ericales, Theaceae. The record is from RefSeq and is a predicted model, not a curated record.
AUGGAGAAUACAAUGGAAAAUGAUGCAAGUGAAUCUUUUGAAGCCCGAAUGAGUCGAAUCCAACAAAUGCUUACAGCCUUGAUAGAAUCUUUGAGGCAACAACCUUUGCCCCCUCCACCCCCGCCAGUGCUAGUUGAACCGGAUAACAAUAACAUCAUAAAUCUCACUCAAAAGUUUAUGAAGAUGAAACCGUCGACUUUCUCGGGUGGUAUUGAACCACUAAAAGCAGAAACAUGGUUACUCGAGAUAGAAAAAUUAUUUGAAGUGUUUCCUUGUUCUGAGACUCAGAAAGUUCUCUUGGCCACCUAUGCUCUAAAAGAUGAAGCUCGAAGAUGGUGGUUGCUGAUCCAAAAUAAUAAUGGAAUCAUGUCAUGGGCUCAAUUUAAUGAGAUCUUCUAUGAUAAGUACUUUCCUCAGUGCUUUCAGGACCGAAAGAAAGCUCAAAAAUUUGAGGAGGGAUUGGACUUGGAUGUAUUUGAUCUAGUAGGCGUCUUGAAAUUGCCCGCAUAUGUAGAAGUACUUGACAGAGCAUUGAUAGUAGAGGCUACAUUACCAGCAGAGAAACAAUCCAAAGCAUUAACAACUGAAUGGGGAGAGAAAAGAUCUGGAUUCAGUUUUAAGAAAGGCCGUUCAUUUGCUAUAAGUAAGAAGCAAAAUACGGGGUCUACUAGCAGUUCAAGUCAAAGCAGCGGGUUUGUAUCUAUUUGUGCUCAAUGUGGAAGAAGACAUAGUAGGGUUUGCAUCGGAUAUCUGGUGCUUGCUUCCGGUGUGGCAAGACGAGCCACAUGA